Ochlerotatus camptorhynchus is the source of this 1952-nucleotide messenger RNA. It is a transcript of the gene Dip-B, whose product is annotated as Dipeptidase B. The coding region runs from base 258 to 1805 and encodes 515 amino acids. The record is from RefSeq and is a predicted model, not a curated record. Gene Ontology annotation, biological process: proteolysis. NCBI's taxonomy places the organism in Eukaryota, Metazoa, Arthropoda, Insecta, Diptera, Culicidae. The transcript is spliced from 4 exons. Gene Ontology annotation, molecular function: manganese ion binding; metalloaminopeptidase activity. Gene Ontology annotation, cellular component: cytoplasm.
GAUUCGAGUAUAAUUCGUCGUAGGACUGGCCACCGCGCGAGUCACUGCAGGCAGAGCGUGUAUAAUUUUCCUUGGAAGAGUUUAAAACAAAGCCCACUCCGAAAAGUGCUGAUCCGGACGAAAAAGAGACACCCAUCCAUCGUCAGCAAGACUUACACGAGGACCGGUCAGAUACAGUCAGUCCGCAUUGUGAUAGUGAACAGGAUCGUUGAACGUGCCCAGCAUUCGUUUUAAAUUUCCACCGAUCGUCAGCAACCAUGGCGGAAAGGUUCCUGCCGUGUAGGAUCCUACAGUCGGUGACGUCACUCGAUCGCGACUACCUCAAGGACAACCGGUACGACACAGUUUGUGUCAUCGAUGGCAGUCAGGUUCCGGCUGUGCUGGAAGGCUGCUUCGUUGCUCACAAGUCGGUCGAUGAGGCUUUCGAUUGCGAGACGACCUGCUUCAAGUCGGAUGCUUUGAACUGUCGUGUGGUCUAUGCUCCCGUGGGUAAGUUGACUGAUUUCGAUGAUGUGCGUCGGUAUGGCGAAGCCGCUGGGAAUGCACUGGCUCGGGCCAUCAAGGCUGGGGCUAAGCAACCGGUGUUAGUUGUCCCGAGCAGCAAGGAUUUUGUAGAGGCCGAUUUGGUGUCGGUUCUUGGAGCGUUGGCAAAGCUGUACGUUCCACUGCAACUGCGCGAGGAUGUUCCGGAGAAGAAACAACGAUUUGAACAGGUAGGAUUCUAUCACCCCGAUCAAGCCAAGUUGGCAAAGAUCAUGAAGGAAGCAAGAACUUUCGAAGCUGGUCGAUUCGUCGCUCGGGAUAUUGGAGGUGGGGAUCCAGAACGAAUGGCACCCCCACGAGUAGAGCAAUAUGUGUCCGAUGGGUUGUUUGAUAAGAAUCUUAUCUUCAAAUCCGUGAUUUCCGAUCAUGCAAUAAUGGUAAAGGAAUAUCCGCUAUUUGCCGCCGUAAAUCGAGCGGCAGUGAGCGUUCCACGUCACCAGGGACGAUUGAUCUUCUUAGAGUACAAGUCGAACAGUCCCCCGAAGAAGACAUUGAUCCUGGUCGGUAAGGGAGUUACCUACGAUACCGGUGGUGCCGACAUCAAAGCUGGAGGUAUAAUGGCCGGCAUGAGCAGAGAUAAAUGUGGAGCAGCUGCCGUGGGCGGUUUCAUGAAGGUUGUGGAACAGAUGCAACCACAGGGAGUGCAUGUGAUUGGCGUUAUGUGCAUGGUGCGUAACUCUGUUGGCGAGGAAUGCUACGUGUCGGAUGAGAUGAUCACAUCGAGAGCCGGAGUUCGGGUGCGCGUUGGCAAUACCGACGCCGAGGGGCGCAUGGCCAUGGCUGACGCUCUCUGUCAGAUGAAGGAGCGUGUCAUCGCGGAGAACUUGCCAGAUGCACAUCUGUUUACGAUUGCUACCCUGACCGGUCAUGCGGUGCUGGCCGUAGGAAAUCUCUCGAUCGUAAUGGACAAUGGACCGGCCAGGGCUGCCGGACAUGGGCUACGUUUGCAGGAGGAGGGAGAGAAAAUUGGUGAUCCGUUCGAGAUUUCCAUCCUGAGGAAGGAAGACUUUGACCUGCACUCGGGCAAGUGCUACGGAGAAGACGUGCUGCAGGCCAACAAUCUGCCGUCCAGCAGGACCCCCAGAGGUCAUCAGAGUCCGGCUGCAUUCAUGAUGCUGUCCACCGGUCUGGACAAGCAUGGGCUCAAAUCGGACCGUCCGAUCAAGUACUCCCAUCUCGAUAUAGCUGGCAGUGCCGGUGACAUUCCGGACCCACCGACCGGGGCCCCAAUUUUGGCUCUGGCCCGAGCUCACUUGCAUUAAGCAAUAUAUCCACUUAAAUUCAUCACGUAAGUAGCGGAACACACCGAUACGCAAUGUGCUUGUCACUUUUUCUUCAAAUUUGUCGCUAGCCGUGCGACGCAAAAAUCCAGUUAUCUUGUACUUAUUGAGCAAAGCCAAAAAAAAUCA